Saccoglossus kowalevskii is the source of this 1880-nucleotide messenger RNA. RefSeq names its product bone morphogenetic protein 3-like protein. Gene Ontology annotation, cellular component: extracellular region. Gene Ontology annotation, molecular function: growth factor activity; cytokine activity. The record is from RefSeq and is a predicted model, not a curated record. NCBI's taxonomy places the organism in Eukaryota, Metazoa, Hemichordata, Enteropneusta, Harrimaniidae.
AUGAAGACGACAACUGCCAUUCGCGUCGCAUCGCUGUGUGUUUUAAUCUUCUGGGCGACUACUUGUCAGACACAUCGGUUAGAUGGAGACAAAGUUGUCGCCUUGCAGGAAACAUUGAAACAGCUUCUCAGACUGCCGGAAUACGAGUUGGACGAUAAGGCUAAUUUUGCCGACAGACCGCCUCGACACAUGGUGCACUUGUUGGAGCAUUUAUCGCGAGCGAGAGAAUGGAGCGACGAUGCAAAAAAGUGGAACACGAUUCGUACAGUUCGGGCUAAGCUGGGUCCCGGAUGUGGAUUAAACAAUGUAUACAACGUGCACCUGCCGUCACUUCCGGUAGAAGAAACAUUACUUUCCGUGCAGUUUCAUUUUUACAAGGUGAAGACUGAUCUGCGCAAAGAAGAGUUCGACGAAAAACUGAAAUUAGACAUUUUACAGAAGAGUGCGGGAAAAGAUUCGCAGUGUCGGGUGACGAAAUCUUUGAACGUUCCGCUACCAAGUUACGGGUGGCAAAUCGCUGAUAUAACCAACGCGAUUGAAUUUAACACGGGAGAUAUUAAACUUGGUGCGCAAUUUCGAGUCGAGAACAACUUGCAAUCCAAGAUGACCAACCAUACCAGCUCGUUAUAUCGUUAUGGUAACAGAUUCCUGCGACACGCUAACCCGUUUGUUUUGGUGUUCGCAAAAGAUCUAACCUUGAAAGAGACCGAACGCCCGAUUCCAGCCGAGAGUGAUCCCGACAGCUCGGGAUAUUAUACUAAUGCCUCGCCUGAUGUAUUCAACGACGGAAAUCUUACGGUGGCUCACCGUAACAAACGCAGUAUUCAUACUUACGCGUUGAUGACCAAUGAAUACCCGGAAGUAGUGGACGAGGAGACGAUGUAUAACAACAUGCCCGACACCUUCCCGAAGUUCACCGAAAGGAACCGGAAGAAACAAUCAAAAAAACGAACGAGACGCGUGAAAUCGAAACGUAAGCACACCAAGACUCUACUGGAGAAGCAGCGACAGAAAAAUCGAAAGAAAGAAGAGGACGAACAAGACCAGUACACGUGGAAGUUAUGUGGCCGUCACGUGAUGCGCGUAGAUUUCCAGUUGAUUGGUUGGAAUGCCUACGUCAUAUCCCCGAAAUCAUUUGAUGCGUUUUACUGUUCCGGAGAAUGUCCAUUCCCAAUGACUAAGGAAUUGAACCCGUCUAACCACGCUGCUGUUCAAAGUAUCGUCCACGCGCUAGACGCAGUGAAGGGGGUGCCACCGCCGUGUUGUGUUCCCGAUAAACUCUCCCCGCUAAGUAUUCUGUACUUCGAUGAAAGCAGGAAUGUCGUCUUGAAAGUCUACCCCAAUAUGGUCGUGGAUACGUGCGCGUGUCGGUAGGGCGGCAUGGGUCUUUAUGUCUCAUGGCUGUGCUGUAUUAUCAUCGAUGAGGACGCCGUUUUCCCGGACCAUAUCAACAGUUGUUGCGGCUCUGAAGUAAGAAAAGAACUGUUUUACAAGAGCGUUACUGAAAUGGUUAGUCACGCGGCAUCCUCGACGAACAGGGAAGAUGAUUAAUAAUACAAUCCUAGGAAUAUGUGCGUUUUCCUGAAAGUCGUUUGUUUGAAUAAGGCCCUCUGUAAAUUUCGACUGUAAAAACAAAAGAAAAUACGUCAUAACCAAUGAGGGAAGUAUAAUCAAUCUCGGCUUGAAAUAUAUUGUUUACUAGUACCAGCGAUGUCCGUUUAUAAAAUAAUGGUAGUUACAAACUUGUAUAUAAUUAAAUAAAUCCUCGUCAUUGUGCGGCAACGUGGCUCUUUAUAUAUGUAUAGAGUGCAUUUAAUGGUUAACUUUAUUCUUCAAAUAAAUGUAUUCAUGUUUUACCAACAUUUUCGUAUUUUGAAAAA